UGAUGUUGAUCUCUGUCUUCGAUUGCAGUUGAACUUGUGAUCCAAAUAAAACGUGACAGAAGUCUGUGGUUUUACGUCAUCACGCUCCGCCAAUCACAAAGAGGAUACGGGCGUGGCUACAGUCUAAUGUCUUCUUACAAAGAAAUCCCAGCUCUGUUUGUUUGAUGGAGCCGCCAUUUCAAAGCAUCAAGAUAUUGCUUGAAAUUUUCUAAAUUUUGAUUUUAUAUUUUUCUAGUUCUUUUUAGUAGCAGUAAGACUGCGAAUACAUUUUUUUAAUCUACCUCAUUUGCAUUUUUCCCCGAAUAUGAAUGCUGACACAGAAAAGAACACUACAGGAAAUUUUAAAACUACAAAGGAGGAAUUGGAGACAUCGGCAGCUAAUACUUUUUCACGGGGUCAUGGCUUCAGAGGUCGAGGUCGAGGGGGGCGCAUGGGGCGAGGCAGCAUGCGUGGGGGGCGAGGAGUGAUCAAAGGUUUUGGACCGCCUGGACGUGGGAGGGGACGAGGAAAAGACGGGGCCGUGAAUGGAUUUGGCUCCAUGAGAGGAAUGGGAAGGAUGCGGCCAUACCCAGACAUGAGGGGCUGUAGAGGUCGGGGGGGACCUGUGGGUAUGGGUCCUCCUUUUCCCCCUCCUCCUCCUCCUCCUCCCAUGCACCUCAGAGGCCCUUUGCCUCCCAUGCCUAGGCAUGGACCCCGUCCUCCGCCUCCUCCUUGUUUUCCUGGUUUUAGAGGUCCCCCGCCCCUCCCAGGAGGGAUGCGACCUGCCAGACCUCCGCGCCCUUUCCAUCCACGUGGCCCGAGAGGGGGGGCACUCAGUACAGUGAACCUCCCGGCCCCUGGGACCCCGGUCCUCCCUCACACCUCUCUCCUCCUUCAUGAAUGACAUCUGGUUCAGGUCUUCGCUUGAAAAAAGGUGAGCACCCUGAUGUGUCUUUGUUCCUGUCUGAAAUCAGGAGAUUCUCUUUCAGGAACGAAGGUGGAACGGCUACAGGCUAAGCAGCAACAGGAUGAGGAGGAUUAUUAGGUACAUUCAUCUUUCAAAUAUUGAUAGCAGUGCUUUUGUCAAGAAAAACAAAGGUGCAAAUCAUUUAAAAUUGACACUUAUCAUUAGUUAAUUUUUUGUGUAGAAGUGGAAAAGUUGUCAAUGUAACCUAUUUUAUACAUUGUUCAACACUGAAAUCAAGAUUGAUUCCUUCUUUCAGUAAGAAAUGCAAGUAGUUUUUUAGGCUUUGUAAAGGAAUUACGAUGUAACCAGUGAGGGUUUUUGUGAAUUUGGACCAAAAUAAAAACUCUGAAGAAUACAGAAAUGUCUUAAGAGGUAAGGAUCUUUUUAGCUUGGAUUUCAUUAUGUCUUAAAAGGAAGCUACUAAAUUUUGCAUUGAUAAUGUGAUAACAGUUGUUUAGAGGGAAAGAUUACCUUACUAAAUUCCUGAAUGAUCAACGAUGGGAUGGAUUAGCUCUCAUCUGGUAUGGAUACAGUCACAUGGUAUUUCAGCAUCUAUUGUUAAUGUGCUUUUUUAUAGGAAAAGGUCAUUUAAAAAUCAUGCAAAUUUUGACAAUUUAAUAAAAGAAAAAAGUACGAGCUUGUGUGUCUUU
Molecule: messenger RNA, 1596 nt
Organism: Oryzias latipes (Japanese medaka)
Lineage: Eukaryota; Metazoa; Chordata; Actinopteri; Beloniformes; Adrianichthyidae
Source: RefSeq, a predicted model, not a curated record